UCUAAAAUCCCCACAAUUUCAAAGCAAACAUAAAAAAAUAAGACCAAAGGAGGAGGAAUCACUCCCUCACCCACCUAUAACUUGCUCUGCUCUCUUCAACUUCUUUCCACACUUUUCUCUUCGACUACAACAUUUUUACAAACAAAAAUAACUUGUGAUUCGAGUGGAGAAAGCACAAAAAUCCACCAAACACCUCUUAUCUUUCACUUGAAACCAAUUUUUAUUAGGAAAGUGAAAAAUAAAAAUAUGGAAUCCUUAAAUUUCCACAAUAUCAAAAUGGAGAAAGCAAACGCUAUACUGAGAUACAAAAAGCGUCAAAGAAUGACAACUUUGUUUCGAUUCAUCGAAUUCAGCAUAUUUUUGGUCAUAAUCUCAAGAUUUUCCGCACAAUUGCCACUCACUUUCAAGCUCUCCACAGAGUAUUUCAAGGGACUUGGUGUCACCCUUAUUAGUCCUCGAUUCGUCUUCGUUCUUGGAAACGCGAUUGUUAUCAUCCUCUUCUUGAAAUCAGGACAGUCAUCUGCUAAAGAUGGUUCGACAAACAACGUUAAAAUCGAUUUGUACGAUGAGUACAAGCAAAAAUGUUCAAUGAACAAAGAGACUCAUUUUGAACAGAGCAAGAAACAGAGCAUUUUGGUACAAGAUACUUACUGUGAACAGAGCAAAAAACAGAGUAUUUUGGUAAAAGAGGCUUGUUGUGAACAGAGCAAAAAACAGAGCAUUUUGGUACAAGAUACUUGUUGUGAACAGAGCAAGAAACAGAGCAUUUUGGUGGAAAGACAAGUAGUAAAGAAAAUUCGUCGUAGCCAUUCGGAGAACUCUAUAAGUUUGUCCCAAGAUGAGAAAAAACCUAGAAGAGAAUUGAUCCGGUCGGCUACAGUAGGAUGUCGGAAAGUUAUAAACACUGACAGUGUAAAACCAACUAUGACGAUAACAACUACCUCAUAUCCAGAGGACGAGAUGAGCGGUGACGAAUUCAGGAAAACUGUUGAGAAUUUUAUUGCAAGACAACAGAGAUUGUUGAGGGAAGAAGAGUUUUCAGCUGUUGAUUCUUAUGAAUCAUAGCCUAUUAAUUAGUUCAUGUUCAAGUUUCAUGUACUAGUUUUUGCUCUCUCCCUUUGUAAACUCUUUUUUUUCCCCUUGUUAUGUUUUUAAGAAAAGCAUAUACAUAGUACUCCUAGGUAUUAGGCCCUCCUCCAUAUUGCUGGCUUGCUACAAUAGAUCUGUACAGUAAUAUAUAAUGAUUAAAGCCAUGGGAGGUUUUUGCAAAUGUUACUUUGCCUAA
Messenger RNA from Nicotiana tabacum (common tobacco), 1285 nucleotides. RefSeq lists its product as uncharacterized. The record is from RefSeq and is a predicted model, not a curated record. Lineage: Eukaryota; Viridiplantae; Streptophyta; Magnoliopsida; Solanales; Solanaceae.